AAAGGGGAUGGCAAGGGGAGAGGGGAGAAGCUGAGGGCUUGGGGCCCAAAGGCAGCAGCCGAGAUUCCGAGGAGAUCUGGCGGAGUUCAUGAAUGUGAUAGGAGCCUAAGGUGUCCUAGAAAGAGAAGCUGAAGUAAAGGUGCAGGCUCAGGUGGAAGAGGUGCAGCAGCGGGUGGAGGCUGGGGACCCCACAGAGGAGCAGCCCCGCGGCUAUGAACUUCACAGACAGGGACCCCCAGGUGUUUCAUUUGGUUUCUCAGUGUUUAAUUUGAUGAAUGCCAUCAUGGGAAGUGGCAUCCUUGGCUUAGCUUAUGUUAUGGCUCAUACUGGUGUCCUUGGAUUUAGUUUCUUGCUGCUGAUAGUCGCUCUCCUGGCUUCUUACUCAGUUCAUCUCCUGCUUAGUUUGUGUAUUCAGACAGCUGUGACAUCUUAUGAAGAUCUUGGACUCUUUGCAUUUGGCUUACCUGGAAAGGUGGUGGUAGCAGGCACCAUAAUAAUUCAGAAUAUUGGAGCUAUGUCAUCUUAUCUUUUAAUUAUUAAAACAGAGCUUCCUGCUGCUAUUUCAGAAUUUUUGUCUGGAGACCAUAGUGGGUCUUGGUAUCUUGAUGGAGAAACACUGCUAAUAAUCAUUUGUGUUGCCAUUGUGUUCCCUCUCGCACUUCUUCCUAAAAUAGGCUUUCUUGGCUACACAAGUAGUUUAUCAUUUUUCUUUAUGGUGUUCUUUGCUCUUGUGAUAAUAAUCAAAAAAUGGUCCAUCCCUUGUCCUCUGACAUUAAAUUCUGUAGAGCAAUACUUCCAGAUUUCAAAUGCUACAGAUGAUUGUAAACCAAAACUCUUUCAUUUCUCCAAAGAGAGUGCUUAUGCCAUACCAACCAUGGCUUUUUCAUUUCUCUGCCACACCUCAAUAUUGCCCAUAUACUGUGAACUUCAAAGACCUUCUAAGAAAAGGAUGCAGAAUGUAACCAAUACAGCAAUUGCUUUAAGUUUUCUCAUUUAUUUUAUAUCUGCACUCUUUGGAUACCUCACUUUUUAUGACAGUGUGGCGUCAGAAUUACUACAAGGUUAUAGUAAAUACUUGCCACAUGAUGUUGUCGUCAUGACUGUGAAGUUAUGCAUACUAUUUGCUGUGCUUUUGACAGUCCCUCUAAUCCACUUCCCUGCAAGGAAAGCUUUAAUGAUGAUGUUUUUCUCCAAUUUUCCAUUCUCAUGGAUUCGCCAUUCUUUGAUCACUAUAGCUCUCAAUAUUAUCAUCGUUUUACUUGCGAUAUAUGUUCCUGACAUUAGGAAUGUAUUUGGUGUAGUUGGUUCCAGUACAUCAACGUGUUUGAUUUUUGUGUUCCCGGGACUGUUUUAUCUUAAACUGAGCAGAGAGGAUUUUCUCUCCUGGAAAAAGUUUGGGGCGUUUGUUUUGCUCAUCUUUGGUAUUUUGGUUGGUAAUUUUAGUUUAGCACUCAUUAUUUUUAAUUGGAUUAAUAAGUGAAAGAAAUAUUUUCCCACGUCUUUUGCUGAAUAAUUUACCUCUAAAUGCAAAAAGGAAUUAUUCUGGAAGGCACCUUGGAUGAAUCCUCUUUAUAUGGGCUAACAUUUUUGCAAACAUUGACAGAAAAGCAGAACAAAACAGGAGUCGGUAGGGGAAAGUAGACAUAGCAGUUUUAAUCAAAAUAAGAAACUCAAAAUGCUCUUAAAUAUGUUGAGCAUCUUUUGUUUGUGGUUUUUUUAAAUUAACAGACUUUAUUUUUUAGGGUAGUUUUAACGUUUACAGAAAUAAUUGAACAGAAAGUACAGAGAAUUCUCAUAUAUUCCCUCAUUCCAGCUCACCCAUAAUGUCCCACAUUACUAACAUCUUGCAUUAGUAAAGUACAUUUGUUAUACUUGAGAGCCAACUUUGAUACAUUACUAUUAACUGAAGUUCAUAGUUUACAGUAGGGUUCACUUUUGAUGCAACCACUGAUCUUUUUACUGUCUCCAUAAAAACCAUGAGCAUUCCCCAUGAGCCUUUUCUAAAAUGUCAUUUGGUGGAAUCAAAUAGUAUCUAACCUUUUGGGCUGGCUUCUUUCACUUAGCAAUAUGCAUUUAAGUUUCCUCCAUGUCUUUUCAUAGCUUGAUAGCUCUUUUUUUUAAUAUCACUGACAAUAUUUCAUUGUAUGGAUGUACCACAGUUUGUUUCACUGACAGUAUUCCAUUGUAUGGAUGUACCACAGUUUGUCUCACUGACAGUAUUCCAUUGUAUGGAUGUACCACAGUUUGUUUUUCCAUUCACCUGUUGAAUGACCUCUUGUUUGCUUCCAAAUUUUGGCAUUUGUGAAUAAAACUGCUACAAACAUUUGUAUGCAGACUUUUGUGUGGACAGAAAUUUUCAGCUUAUUUGGGUUAAUACCAAAGACUAUUUUUUAGCAAUUGCUGCAUGGUAUGGUAGAAUAUUUAGUCUUAUAAGAAACUGCCCAACUGCCUUCCAAAGUGGCUGUAACAUUUUGCAUUCCUGCCAGCAAUGUGUGAGAGUUCCUGUUGUUCCACAUCCUUGCCAACAUUGGGUGUUGUCAGUGUUUUGGAUUUUCACCAUUCUAAUGGGUGUGCAGUUGUAUCUCAUUGUUGUUUUAAUUUGCAUUUUCCCUAUUGACAUGAUGUUGAGCAUCUUUUCACAUGUUUAUUUGCCAUCUGUAUAUUUUCUUUGGUAAGGUUCAGAUUUUUUAAGUUGGGUUGUUUUUACAUUGUUGAGUUUUAAGCAUUCUUUGUAUAUUUUAGACACCAAUCCUUUAUCAGAUAUGUGUUUCACAAAGAUUUUCUCCCAGUCUGUGAGUUGCCU
Molecule: messenger RNA, 2803 nt
Organism: Physeter macrocephalus (sperm whale)
Lineage: Eukaryota; Metazoa; Chordata; Mammalia; Artiodactyla; Physeteridae
Gene: SLC38A6
Product: solute carrier family 38 member 6
Exons: 16
Coding region: 272-1480 (402 amino acids)
Biological process (GO): L-glutamine transport; amino acid transmembrane transport
Cellular component (GO): plasma membrane
Molecular function (GO): L-glutamine transmembrane transporter activity
Source: RefSeq, a predicted model, not a curated record